AUGGACCCCGGAACCUCUCUUAGGCACCUGUUCCUAGUGCUGCAACUGGUGAUGCUCCCAGCCGGCACUCAGGGGAAAAAAGUGGUGCUGGGUAAGGCAGGAGACCUCGCAGAGCUGCCCUGCAAAGCUUCCCAGAAUAAGAGGCUGGUCUUCAGCUGGAAGAAUUCUUACCAGACCAAGAUUCUGGGGAAUCAUGGCUACUUCUGGCACAAAGGUGCCUCCAAGCUGAACUCUCGAGUCGAAUCAAAAACAAACCUGUGGGACCGAGGAUCCUUUCCUCUGGUCAUCAAGGAUCUUGAAGUACCUGACUCGGGGACUUACAUCUGCGAAGUGGAGGACAAGAGGAUCGAGGUGGAACUGCAGGUGUUCAGAUUGACUGCCAGCUCGGACACCCACUUGCUGCUGGGACAGAGCCUGACCCUGACCUUGGAAGGCCCCUCUGGUAGUAACCCUUCAGUGCAAUGGAGAGGUCCAGGCAAUAAAAGGAAGGAUGAGGCCAGGAGUCUGUCACUGCCCCAGGUGGGGUUGGAGGACAGUGGCACCUGGACAUGCACCGUCUCCCAGGACCAGCAGACGCUGGUGCUCAGCAAGCACAUCCUGGUGCUGGCCUUCCAGGAGGUCUCCAGCACAGUCUAUGCAAAGGAGGGGGAGCAGGUGAACUUCUCCUUCCCACUCACAUUCAGAGAUGAAGAUCUGAGCGGGGAGCUGAGUUGGCUGCAGGCAAGGGGGAAUUCCUCCCCCCAGUCCUGGAUCACCUUCACCUUGAAGAACGGGAAGGUGACUGUGGGAAAGGCUCGCAAGGACCUCAAGCUCCACAUGAGGAAGGUGCUCCCCCUCCACCUGACUCUGCCCCAGGCUUUGCCUCAGUACGCAGGUUCUGGAAACCUGACCCUGGAUCUCACCAAGGGGAAGUUGUAUCAGGAAGUGAACCUCGUGGUGAUGAGAGUGACUAAGUCCCCAAACAGUUUGACCUGUGAGGUGCUGGGACCCACCUCCCCCAGGCUGACACUGAGCUUGAAGAUGGAGAACCAGAGUAUGAGGGUCUCAGGUCAGCAGGAGCUGGUGACGGUGCUGGGCCCUGAAGCAGGGAUGUGGCAGUGUCUACUGAGCGACAAGGGCAAAGUCCUGCUGGAAUCCAAGGUCAAGAUUUUGCCCCCAGUGCUCACCCACGCCUGGCCGAAGCUUCUGGCUGUGGUGCUGGGGGGGAUCACCAUUCUUCUGCUUCUCACUGGAUUUUGCAUCUUCUCUGCUAAAUGCUGGCACCGCAGGCGCCAGGCAGAGCGGACGUCUCAGAUCAAGAGACUCCUCAGUGAGAAGAAGACCUGCCAGUGCUCGCACCGGCUCCAGAAGACGUGUAAUCUCACCUGA
Messenger RNA from Mesoplodon densirostris (Blainville's beaked whale), 1368 nucleotides. RefSeq names its product CD4 molecule (gene CD4). Gene Ontology annotation, biological process: T cell activation; cell adhesion; interleukin-15-mediated signaling pathway. The coding region runs from base 1 to 1368 and encodes 455 amino acids. Lineage: Eukaryota; Metazoa; Chordata; Mammalia; Artiodactyla; Ziphiidae. Gene Ontology annotation, molecular function: MHC class II protein binding; protein tyrosine kinase binding; coreceptor activity. The record is from RefSeq and is a predicted model, not a curated record. Gene Ontology annotation, cellular component: external side of plasma membrane; membrane raft. The transcript is spliced from 9 exons.